AUGCACUUGAUGUACACUCUGGAUGCGGAAGGAAACAGAGUUUAUACUCUGAAAAAAGUUACAGACACCGGGAAAAUCACCAAGUCGGCUCACCCUGCGAGGUUUUCGCCAGAUGACAAGUUCUCAAGGCACCGCGUCACCAUUAAAAAGCGUUAUGGUGUACUUUUGACACAACUACCAGCGAAGCCUUUGUAGGGUCGCCUAAUGAACUGGCUGGACAUUUGUUUGUAUUGAACUUCCGUUCGUUGAUCUCUGGGAGAAGCAUAGGCAGGCUGUAGAGUGGGCGCACCAAGAGGGCACGUGUCGAGACUCGUACAUAGGCCCACAAUGAUGAUCCUGUCAUUGUUAUAGCGCUAGGUUGGGGACAAGAUAUAUAUACAAUGAUAAGGAUUGUGAUACACUUUUUACUGUUUGAGAUUUGGUUGUGAGUGUACAGAUGGUAGAAAUAGCGAUAUGUACUUUUUGGCCAGUGGCAGCAAGAAAUACGGAGC
Messenger RNA from Guyanagaster necrorhizus, 491 nucleotides. Its product is annotated as Nop10 family nucleolar RNA-binding protein. Lineage: Eukaryota; Fungi; Basidiomycota; Agaricomycetes; Agaricales; Physalacriaceae. The record is from RefSeq and is a predicted model, not a curated record. The transcript has 3 exons. Bases 1 to 195 code for a protein of 64 amino acids. Gene Ontology annotation, molecular function: snoRNA binding; telomerase RNA binding. Gene Ontology annotation, biological process: ribosome biogenesis; positive regulation of telomerase RNA localization to Cajal body; rRNA pseudouridine synthesis. Gene Ontology annotation, cellular component: box H/ACA snoRNP complex.